UCAAGGCGCUUGGGGAGUGUGGGCUGCGGAUCCACAGACACACGUACACGAGUUUUUCCCCGGUAAACAUGCUCCCGUGAGGCUUCUCCAAUGCACCUUCGCGUUUCUCUCUUAUUUCAAAGAGGUUUUAAGUGGAGAUGUCUGGACUUAUUUUACUGCAUGGACUGAUUUUCUUCUGCUCAACAAUUCACCCGCUUGUGUUCGCCGAGAAACCGGAUGAUGGUUGUGGUCAUUAUGUCCUGGGCCAAGAGAGUGGUGUCCUGUCCUCCAAGAACUACCCAGGAACUUACCCCAACAACUCCUGGUGUGAAUGGCGGAUCCGUGUACCCAUCGGCCUCACAAUCAUCCUCAAGUUUGGAGACCUGAACAUAGAGAAAAAGGACUGUGAGACGGACUAUUUAAAGGUUAUGAAAGGAUCCUAUGAAGCGGACAAUGUAUUCUGGGAGUACUGUGGUGGUCCAAUGCCCGAGCCUACCCAGAUAAACACCGACUUCAGUGAACUAACCGUCCGCUUCCGUAGCAGCCAGCACAUCUCUGGUAGAGGAUUCCUGCUCUCGUACUCCACCGAAAACCACAAAGAGCUGCUGACAUGCUUGGACAGAGGCAGUCAUUUCCCAGCUUCAAAGUACAGGAAGUACUGUCCAGCUGGAUGCGCCGCAGUGACGGGAGACGUGUCUGGAGACAUUUCUCUUGGCUACAGACAUACAUCAGUUCUGUGUAAAGCAGCGGUGCAUGCAGGAGUCAUUAUGGACCAGUUUGGAGGACCAGUCACAGUGGAGGAGCGCAAAGGGCUCAGUCACUACCCGUCUGUCAGAGCAAAUGGUAUCCAGUCUAAAGAUGGCUCCUUGUCUGAAACCCUCUUCAUGUUUGUUACAAACGAUUGUAGUAGACAAACUGUUCUUCAGCCAGUUGGCACCAAUACAAGCUCAUCAUGGCACAAUAUCAGCUCUGAUGGUUCCGAAGUCCAAUGGAUUCCCAACAGCACCCUACCAGCCAUCCUUGAGGACCCCUGGGCUGCUGACGUUAAUAACCAUCCUCAGUGGCUUCAGAUCGACCUCGGAGAGAAGAGGAGGAUCACAGGUAUAGUGACAUCAGGCUUAACUACUGGAGGCUUUGAAUAUUUUGUGAAAAGCUACAAGGUCGAGUACAAAGAGAGGAAUCGCUGGCGGACAUUUUUCCAGUACAAUAGAUCUGAAGAUAUGAUUUUUGAAGGCAAUACAGACAGCUUCCACCAAACACGCAACACCUUCCAUCCCUCCAUUGUAGCACGAAGUCUUCGUGUUGUACCUCAACACUGGCACCGAAUAAUUGCCAUGAGAGUGCAGUUACUGGGCUGCCCUUAUGUUAAACCUGUCCCAGUAAAUGCAUCUUCUCAGGUAACGCAAGAGGCCCUGCCUACACCGACCAUUCACAAUGAUAUGACAAAGCCAGUGGCCUCCCAGGCUGAUCUCGUUAAUCUGUUGGUAAUAAUUGUGCCCACUGUUUUGCUUGUGGUUUUGCUCCUGGUUGGAGUCUGUGUGGUUAAAAUGCUGUACAAUAAGAAGACAAAAGGAAACACGUAUGACUCUGCAGAUACAAAUCAUACAGGCUGUUGGAGACAGAUAAAACAGCCCUUUGCCAGACACCAGUCCACAGAGUUCAUAAUUAAAUACAGCUCUGAGAAAGACCCCAUCCAGAAACUGGAUCUGGUAACAAGUGCAAUGGCAGCCGAGUACCAGCAACCACUAAUGCUCGGCACGGACACAGUGUCUAGAAAAGGCUCGACAUUUAGGCCGAUGGACACUGAUGCCAAACACAAGGACAAUGAUGCUACCUCUCACUAUGAUCACCUGCAGACGGGGAUCCAGUACGCCCUCCCACUGACCAAUCAGGAGCCAGAGUAUGCAACACCCAUCAUCGAGCGCCACGCCUUCCGCAAAGAUCCCUUCCUCCCAGAUCCCAGCUACAGCGUUCCAGGUGUGGUACUAAACAAAAGCCCGUCUUUUCGAGCGGUGGAGGGCAGUAACUGUAGGAAAGUUGUGGGAGGGCUGGCUGGGGGUUACCAGACACCCCAAGUCAAAAGAGACAGAGGAAAUCACAAAGAGGACAUCUACGACAGCCCUAAAAUCCAGAAGCCUGUCAUGCAGAAUGGUGGUUGUCCAGAGUACAAGAGGCCCCAGAUAAAAGCCCCAGUGCAGGAGUGCUAUUCAACUCCAAGAGACUGCGUCAGGUUGCCACUCUCUGGACCCAGACCGGACCCAGAGGGCAGCAGCUCGGACGGAAGCUGAGCAGAACCGUACUGUGAUUUGCCUGAUUUACCUGAUUCAACGAAAUCACCUCAGGACUCCUCUGUUAACUUAUUUGUGUGUUAGGGGAGAACACAUUGUUUUGUACCUUUUGCAGUAAAGAAAGACAGCAGGGGGCUUUUUUUAAAGGAAUAUUCCGGGUUCAAUACAAGUUAAGCUCAGUUGACAGCAUUUGUGGCAUAAUGUUGAUAACCACAAAAAAUAAUUUCGACUAAAAAAAGAAAAAAGAGGAAAAGUUGCUGUUACAAUAAGGCACUUACAAUGAAAGUGAAUGGGACCAGUUUAAAGUACUACUUUAAAAAGUACAGCCACGGAGGACUGGGUAGCUCAGUAGUAAAGACGCUGGCUACCACCCCUGGAGUUCGCUAGUUCGAAUCCCAGGGUGUGCUGAGUGACUCCAGCCAGGUCUCCUAAGCAACCAAAUUGGCCCGGUUGCUAGAGAGGGUAAAGUCACAUGGGGUAACCUCCUCUUGAUCGCUAUAAUAUGGUUCGUUCUCGGUGGGGCGCGUGGUGAGUUGAGCGUGGAUGCCGCAGUGGAUGGUGUGAAGCCUCCACACGCGCUGUGUCUCCGAUUUUGAAGUUAAUGGACUGGCCCCAUUGACUUUCAUUUUAAAUGCCUUACUAUGACCAUAUGUUUUGCCUUUUUUUUUUUUUUGGUAAUCAACAUUAUGCCACAAAUGCUGUCUAUUAACUUGUAUUGAACCUGGAACAUUCCUUUAAGCAUCACUUUCUCUGUGCAAAAUAACAGAUGCUGUUUAUGUAUUUAAAUGUUUUGUAUAUAUGAUGAACUCAAAGAAUGUUUGAUUUUAUUUUUAUUCUUCUUCUUGGUUUUAUUCUGAGGGAGCAUUUUUAUUUAAAAUCGAAUGCUUUGCCUGGAGGAGAGAACAAUAUGCAGACAUUCAAGCUUUUCGUCCCCUACUCUUGAGACAAACUGUGAAUGCGAGCCAGGUUUUCCUAUAUUUUACAAUGAGACCGCUGUCUCUAUGUUCUCAGAUUCUGCUCUGAAUGUCCAGAAAUGUCAAUAGAUUAAGAUCCAUUUGCAGAAAACAAGAAUGUCUUCCAGAAGCCUUUAUGAAGCAGAUCUCCCUCUCCCCUGAUGCAUUUCAGUAGAUGUUUGAUACUUUUAUGGUUGGAGGAACUCAAUUUCCUGUGCAGUUACACUUCUGUGCCUCUCCUAAAAGAUGACGGGCAGCAUCCUCAAUAAAACAUUUUCGUUUGAAAACACGACUCUUUUUCUUUGAAAACAUUUUGUCAAGAACAGUGUUUUCCUCCACCAAAAACUUUUCAGAAAACGCUCUUAAUUACCGCAAACUUUAAUAAAUGUUGCCGAAGGAAACUGAAAACUGAGUUUUUAAUCGAUAAAGGAUUAGUGUGGACGUUUAAGUCUGAAACCUCUAUUUUCAGUUUUCUGAUGUCAUCAUUUUCCAAAGGAAAGGUUAAAAAGAGGGUUUUCGAAAGUCUCUGUUUUUGGUGAAGGACAACACUGUUUCAGUGUGGAUAAGGGGUCGUAAAUGUAGAAAAAUCUAUGUGUUUUAAACUAAAAUGGAUAAAGUGGAUGUGACCUAAUCUGUUAAAGUCAUACACCUAAUUUCUCGGUUUCCUAACGUCAUCGUCUUCCAAAGGAGUGGUUAUGAAGAGGGUUUUCGAAAGUCUCUGUUUUUGGUGAAGGACAAUGCUGUUCAAGUGUGGAUAAGAGAUCAUAAACAUAGCAAAAUAAAUGUGUUUUCAAAUGAAAACAGAUUAGUGCAGAUGUGGCCUUAAGAGAAUCCAUGUGCCACCACAGUCGGUGUUUGCUGUAUCUCGGCACUAAUCAAAACGAACAGGAAAUGGGUGAAAAUGUUUCACGUUGCCUAACACUGUAUCUAACACUGUAAGCAAGCAUUGCAACAUGACAACUAUACUUUAAUGGGCCAUUGAGACUGAACACGCUCUUGCUCUAUAAAAUAAAAAGUAAGUAGACUGAACGCAGGUGACCUGAGACAUGGUUUUUAACUUGACAUGGCCUCUAAAAACACUGAUUCGCUGGAACAGUCAAAGAUGUCCAUCUAGCGCAUUUAAAUAGAAAAACUAUCGAAAAACAGCACAGACAGACGCAAAGGAAUGUUGGCCGCUUGCUGUGUAGACAGUUUUGUUGAUAUAAAAUGGAAGCUUUCUAGUUUUGUCCUAUUUGCAACUCUCCAGUUUAGAUUGGGGUAAGGGUUUUAUGUUUACCUUAGAUUCUGCUGUAUAGGCAAUGUCGUCCCUUGAUUCACUGUUUUGAACAACCUGUUCAAAUUGACAAUUAAGUUACUACAAGCAAUACUAAACUGAAAUUGAUUAUUUGGUCCUAUUUCAUUAUUUUUUUAUUAUUGUGUAUGGGAAUAUACCAAUGUACAGUUUUGAAAUGUAAAUUUGGUUAAAAAGCAAGACAAAAGAAACGUUACUUUGUGGUGUUGACGAUUAUUUAAAGCAUCCUAAAGAUCUGUGAGUUUGCUGCUGUAUUUAGGGGACAAUCCCUGUUAAAGAUUACUGACUGGUCUUAAUUUCUAUGAAAUAUUGUGGGGAUUUGCUUGGUGGACUGAUGGUUAAUAUUUGAUAUGCCCAUGCUUUUGUGUUGAAGUGCUGUGCCACUGAGAAUCUCAGUGCUGUGUUUAUGCUUGUCUUAACCCUGAUUAAAAUACAAGCAGUUGAA
This is a messenger RNA of Myxocyprinus asiaticus (Chinese sucker), 4956 nucleotides long. RefSeq names its product discoidin, CUB and LCCL domain-containing protein 1-like. Bases 138 to 2267 code for a protein of 709 amino acids. The transcript is spliced from 15 exons. The record is from RefSeq and is a predicted model, not a curated record. Lineage: Eukaryota; Metazoa; Chordata; Actinopteri; Cypriniformes; Catostomidae.